GCUGCCAUCUUGCGUCCCCGCGUGUGUGUGCGUUUAUUCUCAGCUGGUCUGCCCAAGACCCCCUGAGCGCCAACCCUAGUCCCCCGCGCGGCCCCGUGUCCUCUCCAACAAGAUGAAAGAAACUAUCAUGAACCAGGAGAAACUCGCCAAACUGCAGGCACAAGUGAGCAUUGGUGGGAAAGGAACUGCUCGCAGAAAGAAGGUGGUUCACAGAACAGCUACAGCAGAUGAUAAAAAACUUCAGUUCUCCUUAAAGAAGUUAGGGGUAAACAAUAUCUCCGGUAUUGAAGAGGUGAAUAUGUUCACAAACCAAGGAACAGUGAUCCACUUUAACAACCCUAAAGUUCAAGCCUCUUUGGCAACGAAUACUUUCACCAUCACAGGCCACGCUGAGACCAAGCAGCUGACAGAAAUGCUACCCAGCAUCUUAAACCAGCUCGGUGCAGACAGUCUGACUAGUUUAAGGAGACUGGCUGAAGCUCUGCCCAAACAAUCUGUGGAUGGAAAGGCACCACUUGCUACCGGAGAGGAUGACGAUGAUGAAGUUCCAGAUCUUGUGGAGAAUUUUGAUGAGGCUUCCAAGAAUGAAGGAAACUGAAUUGAGUCAACUUCUGAAGAAGAUAAAACUUGAAGAAGUUACUGGGAGCUGCUAUUUUAUAUUAUGACUGCUUUUUAAAUUUUGUUCAUGGAUCUGAUAAAAUCUCAGUCUCUAAUAUUUUUAAGCCCAAGCCCCUUGGACACUGCAGCUCUUUUCAGUUUUUGCUUAUACACAAAUCAUUCUUUGCAGCUAAUUAAGGUGAAGAAGCUUGGGAAUAAAGUUUGAAGCAAAGGUUAAUAAAGUUCUUUGCCUAGUAUACACUUUUACUUUUUAUUUCAUUGACACUUAUUUGUACACAGAAAGCAAAGUUGUUUGUAGAAAGCUAAUCAUGGUAUGUAAUAUGGCUAAUAAUUUUUGGAAUUUGAUUAAAGGUUUAACAUGAUAGUAUAAAGUAACAAAG
Molecule: messenger RNA, 998 nt
Organism: Rhinolophus ferrumequinum (greater horseshoe bat)
Lineage: Eukaryota; Metazoa; Chordata; Mammalia; Chiroptera; Rhinolophidae
Product: transcription factor BTF3-like
Exons: 1
Coding region: 113-598 (161 amino acids)
Cellular component (GO): cytosol; nascent polypeptide-associated complex
Source: RefSeq, a predicted model, not a curated record